This is a messenger RNA of Oreochromis niloticus (Nile tilapia), 1538 nucleotides long. Its product is annotated as myelin-associated glycoprotein. The record is from RefSeq and is a predicted model, not a curated record. The transcript has 7 exons. The coding region runs from base 116 to 1312 and encodes 398 amino acids. Lineage: Eukaryota; Metazoa; Chordata; Actinopteri; Cichliformes; Cichlidae.
AGGUCUGUUUGCUUUGACAUUACAACAGAGAAGUGUUUCACUCCCUCUCUUUCUGCUGAAAUCACACAUUCGUUUUUUCUUAUUCUAGCUUCUGUACCAGUCUGAUCAUUUGGUGAUGAGUUUUGUGACAGUCCAGUCUGUGAACAUCAUGACAGACAUCAUGUUACUGAGUCUCCUCUUUAUUCCAAACACUUUGGCUGCUUGUCCUCCAAACACACGCCUGUUCAUCACUGCACCAACAGAGAUGGAAGCUCUGAGUGGAUCAUGUUUACAAAUCCCAUGUAACUUUAGUGCUGCUGGCCCAGAAAAGUUUGACAGCACAAGACCCGUCUUUGCAGUGUGGAUUAGAAACGAUAACAACUUUAAUCCUGAUCCAGAAAAUGUGAUCUUUAACAGCAGUGGGACAGUUAACAUCUAUCCAAUGAAUAUUACAGGAAACCUGAAGGAGAAAAACUGCACCACUCUGUUUUCCAGUUUAACCACCAAUUAUACAAACACAUACUACUUCAGAAUUAUGAACUGGCCGUACAGAAGUACAGCACGUUGUGAUCCUCUUAAAAUAACAAUUAAAGAUUCUCCUUGGAGGCCCAAUAUUACAAUCUCCGGUGAUCUGAAGGAGAAGGAGUCUGUCACUAUAACCUGCUCAGCUCUCACUCCCUGUCCACACUCCCCUCCUCAACUCACCUGGAAUCUCCAACAAGACUCUCACAACAAAAUAGAGGAAAACACAGAUGGAAGCUUUACAACUAAAAUCCAGCAGACCAUCACUCUGUCAGACACACAUGAUGGAAAGAAGAUCAGCUGCUCUGCCAGAUAUCCUGUGAACCAAGGAAAAGACACCAAGACAGCAGAGACAGAAGAGACUCUCAGUGUUUCAUAUGCUCCUAAAGACACCUCAGCAUCCAUCAGUCCAUCAGGUUUGGUGUCAGCAGGCAGCUGGGUGAACCUGACCUGCUCCAGCAGAGCCAAACCUCCAGUCAGCAGCUUCACCUGGUUCAAGAAGAGCAGAGAUGGAGCUGUGAAAGUAUCUGAAGGAGAGAUUUACAGCUUCAAUGUAACAGAUGGAGGAGUUUAUUACUGUGUGGCCACUAAUGAUCUGGGUAAUCAGACAUCAGCAGAGAUUAACGUGACUGCUGGAGAUGAUCUGUUUGGUGUCAACACUGUCUUCAUUACGCUAGUGAAGACUGUGGGAAUCAUACUGCUUGUGAGCACAAUGGUCUUAUUUGAGUGCUGGUUUAGAUCAGGACGCUUCAACACACCAGAGACAGAAAGCGUUCACAUGAACAGAGCAGCAUCACAGUCUAAUAAUUAAAGUGUCUGCAAGAAGAGGACAAACAUCUCGGAGAUCAGCAGUGUUAACAUCUGCAUGCUGACACAAACAUCUGUAUAGUACUCAAGUAAUGUUAACAUUUGGAUGUGAACCCUUUUGUUUAAGUUAACUAACAUGUUAGGAUGACUGGACUUAACAUUUGCUGACUGCUGAUAUAAAAUAAUCACUAUCUUGAGCUUUUAUAAACAAUCAGCUGUCUGCUGCACAA